AAAAACUUCAACUUUUUUACAUCCAGCAGAUAGAGAACUUACGUAUGUUUAAAAGCAUUAAAUGACUCUACACAAUUUUUUGUCUCGUUUCAGCAAUAAAAUAUAACUAGAAUUUAUGGAUCUGUCUGAAGAGCAAGUUACUACUCUAAAUCUAAAAGAGCGCAGUCCGGUUACGCCUAAUGAAAAAAACUUCGUGGGCGGUCUGGAAUCGAGCAAUGAAAACAAAUCAAAAAUGGAUAAGGGGGGCAUUGCUGAAAUUGAUUCGAAAAUAAUUGACUUAGCUCCUUGCUCUAAAAGUCCAAAGAGGAUCGGGCCAACUGUGCCCCCAAAGCCUUAUAAAAAGAAACCAGAUUAUCCUGAGUUUUGUGCUUCUUCCUUUGCGGUUAAAUCCACUUGUAUUAUACAGGUGCCACAAAGUUAUAUCGUUAAACAAGUAUGUGAACCGCACUAUUCUAAACGUUUGCAGAGUCUUACUGCGCUAUUCCAGCGAAAGUAUCCGGUUAAUACUUUACAUAAAAUUUCACCCAACAAUGUGACGUUAGAUAAUCCUGUUUUGCUGGAGCAACAGCUAGAAGCUUUAGCUCAUCACAAACGGCAACUGGAAAAAAGGGGCGUUUUUUCGCAACCGCAGAGUCAUAAUGAGAAAUCCCCUUCAGACAUAUCGGACUUUCCAAAUCUAAUGUUUCAUUCUCAAGCUAUAGACGAUUGCAAAUCUGGCGUGAUUUACUCAAAUGUGCGUCCAACACCGAGUAUACUGAAUUCACCUGUUUUCUCACUGAAUGUUGAUCCCAUUAAUGCUGAUACAAAACACUCCGGUGAACGGAAUACGGAGAGGAAUAUCACACAAAAUUUAAGGGAUCUCAAAGCUAAUCGAUAUAGUGUAGAAAAUGGCAGAAAUUUAAUUACAGAUCGAUUGUGUGGCAAAACAGUUCGUAGCCAAAAUGAAAUUUACUCUAACUUGACGUUCGAGGACAACAGCCAAGUGAUUAUAAGGUGCUAACAAAGUGCAUUGUAAGAAUCAAAGCAAUGCAAAUCAACUCAGCGAAAUAGACGAUUUAACUUGCUUAGUCAAUCUUAGCAACAUAUUUUGCUUAUCAACCCUAAAUUAACCAAAAAAAUAAAAGAAAAAAAGUUACAAAAACACUUGCGGAAUGCCUGUAGAGCGUUCUCCGCCGAGUAAGUGGAGUGAUCCGCUAGUUUUCGCGCAAAAACCUAAAAAAAUUCGAACUCAUCUCUCUCAAAUUUGCAUGCAUUGUGCACUCAAAAAUCCGUUCACACUGUAGCAACAAUUUUCACCUCAAAUCCCGCUAUAACUUCGCAAACAAUUUCACCUUCAGCUACGCAAAGCUGGACCGAUCAAUGCAUAACGCCAAAAACCAACACAACUACUCCAACCAGCUAUACUAGAACAACAAUAAAUACUCCUGUUACAACACUUGCAUCCAAUAUCAUAACCACAAUAACAAACUCAGUAAUUUCAUCAGGAACACCAAAAAUGUCCACAGGUAAUUCAACAUUGCAAAGCCAAGCAAAUACUGUAAACUUUACACCAAAGCGCACGCGAAAUUCUCCCGUCACAGCAUUUGAAGGUGGCAGAACAAUUAAAAACAAAAAUUAAUAAAUUGUUAAUCUAUAAAACUCGUAUAACUCCAAUCUGGAAAUAUGGCAUCGAACUAUGGGGAAUAGGAAGCAAAUCAAACCUUAAAAUAAUGCAACGACUAAAAUCAAAAAUUCUAAGGACUAUCACAAACGCAGGCUGGUACAUAACCAAUGACGAUAUACACAGGAACCUUCAAAUUAAAUUUAUGGAAGACGUCAUUCGAGAAUGCAUUAAAAAUCAUAUUCACAGACUACUAACACACACAAACGUCGGAAUGCUGAAAAUUCAACAUUCAGCACUGCAAAUCCGAAGACUAAAACGAAUAACUGCGACAUUAAAAUAAAUAGCUUGUAAAAAGAAAUGUACUUUAAAUAAUGAUGUUGUUGUUGUUGUAACAGUAAUAGAAACGCCGUAUAUCACCGGUCUUAUUCGUCUUGCUCAUCUAAGGGUAGGUCCAGGAAACAUACUGUUUCGAAAGGUUUGGUCCAAAGGGAGAGGGGUGUUAGCUGAGUAGGUUUUAAAGGGUGGUUAGUGUCGUGCGGGGUACCUUCACAUGCCGGACAUAUGUAUAAGUAGGAGUUUAACCUACUACAAUACGAGAACGUAAUCCAUAACGUAAUUGUGCCAGUGUUACGGGGGUCUCACGGGGAAGCUGGAGCUCUUCAUCUGCUAUAGGGUGUGGUUGGGCUCCGAUUACGGCAUUCUGUAGACGGGAGCUUAUGAAGGUAGUAACAGUCUUCCGGUGAAUGUCGUUUAAUGUCUGUCUAAACACUGUCUGGUCCAGUAGAUGUCUGUUGGUUUUGUCCUGGAUCUCGUCGGCGUAGUGCAGUAGGUGUCUCCUGACGUGUCUGGGAGGCGGCUCUGGCUCAAAGAGGUGUCUGCAAAGGUGAAACCUACGGUAGCACCCUAACAGGAACUGCUUGCUGAGCAGCUUUAUCAAGGUGGUAAAGAUGGUCGCCGUUGACUUAGUGGGGGAAAGUUGAAGAUUCCUCGCAGUGAAAAGCGAGAAAGCUCGGUGAGGUAGUUGCCAUCGAUGUCGUUACCCGACGCCGACUGCUUUUGGUGGCUGGGGGAGUUUCGAGAUGUAGAAGUUGAACAGCAAGUGUGAAAGAACACCAUCCUACGGUACACCUUGCUUAAUUUUCUCCUGUGUAGAUGUGUGGUCACGAAAAAUCACUGACGAGUGACGACCGCUCAGAUAGUUUGCGGACCACCUCUUCAGCCCUGGCGGGAGUGUCGACUGAUAAAUGUCAUCUAGUAGCGUGGAAUGGCUGACUGUGUCGAAAGCCUUUUUCAGGUCCAACGCUACUAGGACAGUCCGCUCGCAGGGGCGGUUUUGGUUAAGCGCGCGGUUUAUCUGGGCGUUUAUGGCGGUGAGUGCAGUGGUGGUGCUAUGCACUCGUAGCAAGCCGUGCUGAUAUGGGGCUGGGGCCAGUUGUUUCGUGAAGAGUGGUAGUAGGAGGGCUUCAAGUGUCUUCACUACGUGGGAAAGGAGAGUUAUCGGCCGAUAAGACUCCCCUUGGUUGGCGCGUUUCUCAGGUUUCCGUAGCUGGCCCCCUCUCCCUGCUUUCCACUUGUCAGGGAUAAUGAAAGUGGCCAAAGGCAGAUUGAAGACUCUUGUGAAAAAUCCUACUCCGAAAGGUCCCAGGUGCUUCAGCAUCAGCGUGUUGAGUCCGUCGGAGCCAAUGGCUUUAGAUGGUUUCAUGAGUUUGAUGGCCCCCUGAACCUCAUCGCUGGAGAAAGUAAGUGUCACACUGUCGUUCGUCAGUUUGUGCAGCCGUCUGGUGGCACGACGCUUGGUUCUGUCGGCCGGGCCAAGUGUUCUGAUGCAAACGAUAGAAUAGGUCGCCUGGUUAUGCUAUUUAUCAGACUGGCGCUAGCUAUUGUUAUGUUAGGCGAUCUGCUGCAAUGGCUUACUACCCUGGUGAGGACGUCGUCGUUCACAGUGCUGAAUGCCGAAUCGUCUAUCUGCUCUGCCAAUAGUUGUCCCAUACGAUCGUUUGGCAGGCUUGAAUGCCAAAUAUCGUUAUGCGCAUUAAAGUCACCAACAACCAAUCGGUUUUCACCUCUGAUGAGCGCACCUAUACCAGGGUGAUGUCCUGCCGGUCAGCAGGUGACAGGGGUAUAUAUAUAUUAAAUAUUUCGAGCUCGGCUCGGCGCGGAACGGACUGUGCGGGGGACGCCUGCUCGCGGGAGCAACACGUGACCUUAUACUGAGGGGACCACUCCCCAUGUGACUUAGGGCCUGAACAGGUCUUAAGGUGGCUCCACCCGUUGCACUUGUUGCACCUAACCGAGAGGGAGUUCGGGUGGAGCCGAUUAUGGCAUACGCAGCAAUAGAAUACCUCUGGCCCAGGAUGGAUUCGAGGGCUUGAGGAAAAGUAUUUGGAGAAAGAUUGCUGCGAGGAGUUGCUCAUUAGACAGGGCUAGUUUACUGGCCCUUGGUCGGGAAAACCCCAUUCGGUUAACGUAAAACCGGCUGCCACGGGAAUGUUAAAUAAUGAUUAAAUGCUACGCUUAUAUUUCCAUAAUUGUUAUACCAUAAAAUUACUAAGUGUUGAAAGUUGACAGAUAUAAUAAAUUGUAAAAGAAAAAAAAACAAAUAUAUACAUAUAUAUAUGUAUAUGUAUAUUAGGGUGUCCCAGGCUACAAGGGGGAAUUUUUUUUUUCGGAAUUUCAAUACGCAUACCCUUUAUUUUUUUCCAUUUGACUCUAAAAACUUAAAUAUAAAAUAUUAUUGAGAUCGGAUGUCAUUAACCCGUGCCGACUUGAUGUCAAACUUUAAGUUUAAAAGUUAGUAUGAAAGCUAUAGGCUCACAAUAGAGAAAAGUUUAAUUGAAUUUUUAAAUUAAUUAAAUAAAUAUAAAUAAAAAACAUAUUUCGUAUUUAUUUUAUUUUUAUUAUAAAAGGGACAUCAAUCAUCAAAUUUUCUUUUCAAAGUUUGCUUUUUACAGUCGGGAUAUACCUGUCUGUGUUCUUGUACGGAACGUAAUAAAAAUUGUUUUUGCUCCUCUUGAACAGUGAUCAAACCAUGGAAGUCUUGCAUUAACUUAACCGCUCUUUCUGCCGUAUGAUUUCAGUCCUAGCAGCUUAUUUUUAGCCUGUAGAAAGGAAUCAUCAUUUGACCACGAAGAGGGGCACUUGUUCAGAAAACUGUCGUCAAUCUGGAAUCGAUUAAACAGGAACUUGCUUUUGACAGAGACGAAGUAAUCAAUGUUUUUCUCUGAAAUUAAAACAGAUAGAUCAGUUAUCAAUUAUACCUAUUAGCAAACUUAGUAAAAGAACAAAAUCAAGGCUUAAUUAACGUACCAAAAAGUGGGCCACAGAGUUCUUCUUUGGAUGCAAUGUAACGUUUAUUGUGAGCUGUUGGGUUUUCUCUAGUUAAGGGGUAACACCACUGUAGAAAUUUCAAAAAAUUGAUUUUUUUUUAUAAGCUUAAAAAAUUCUUUGAACCUUUUAAAAUACAGAACAAAAAGUUUUAUACGUUACCGAAGUUUAUUUCAUAAAUAUUUUAAGCUUUUAACCAAGCGUUAGUGACUGCUACCUAACGACUUCUCCAAAUUUCCAUACUUUAAAUGCGUUUUUCUCAAAACACGUUUUCUGAAAUUGGCACGCAGCAUAACGCAAACAAUUUUUAAUAUUUUUAAUCAGGUUUUUCACUACGUCUGUAUAAUAACCUUCUUAAGAGAAGAGCGUAGGGGAUUUUCGAUAGAUUAAUUUAAACGAUUGUUAUAAUUAUUUAAGUGCCGUUUUUUUAGUCCAAAAUAGAGUUUUUUCCUUCAAAUGCUUGCUAGUUCCACAAAAAUGAAUAUUUUUUAAAUCCCCUACGUGUUUCUCUAGCUAUUCUUAUCUAGAUUAAGAAAAAAAAUGUUUCUUUAUUCCAGAUUAAAAUUUGCACCCUCUGUGCUGCGUGCCGCGGAGCUCCUUCAAGAGAAACCACAUUACAAAAAUGUCUUCAAUGCCGCCAUUUUGUAAAAUUUUUCGAUCAAACUUUGUAGUUUUGUAUUUUAGUAUAUAAGUAAUAACUUCCCAAAUCAGAGUGAUUCCUUUCCUUUUCCUUCUGUACAAAAAAUUCUUUAAAAAUCGUGUUUAUUUUACGCGUGUUACCCCUUAAGUUAGCAAUCAUUCUUGCUUUAGUUUCUAGAUUGACAUCAUCAAAUAAAGCCAGAAUAGAUACUUCAUCUGUCAAAUACCACAAAUGCUGCCAAAACUUCUGCAAAGCUGCUUUUGAAAUGCUUUUGUCUAUUGUUUCGUAAUUUUUCAUGGCCUUCAAAAAACACAAAUCCAAAAGUCACGGCUUUACUGCUAAAAUGCAUUGGAGCCAGGGUUUUACGUAGGAUGUCACGAUGAACAGAUAUACGUCCAACAGAGCUGCCUUAUCCUUGUUUGAAAUUCUGAAUUGAGAGCUACGUAACGAUAUUUUUAAUGAAUAAAUGGCUCUCGCCAUCCAUUGAGCCUGGUGCAUAGCACCUGGUGCCGAAUCUUAAAUUUCUUCUCUGAAUCUCCGCCAAGAAAUAUAAUUGAAAGCUCAAUUAAUUCGCGAUAGUCAUCUCUAACGAUUUCUUUGGUUAAUUCAGUUUUGUAGAAUUCUAGCAGUUUGUCAAUUUUCGCAACAUUAAAACAAGAUAGCUUUUCUGUACAGCUUUGUUUUUUCUCGGGAUCGAUAUUUUUCCAGUUUUCUCGGAAUUUCUUGAAUAAUGGGAUGUCUGGGCUUGUAGUUACCUGACUGAUUUUCGCUUCAAACACGCCUUUAAGUACUAGUUCGUAAACGUGAUGACGGCAAGCAAAAAUAAGCACUUCUCUACCCAGUUUUUGUUCGAGAAGCACACAUCCUCCAUUUAUGCGGCCUGUGUUAGAAGCAGUAGUAUCACAACAGAGAAUCUGCACUUUGUCUUCAAGGUUCCAGUUCGUAAUAGCAUCCCAAACUGCGUCUGCCUGUUCUCUUCCUGUCGAGCUAUCCAAUUUAGGAACAGCAAUAAUUUGUUCUUUAUUAUCGUAUGUAAUAACUACCGGUAGGUGUUCUUCUUUACUUUUACGUCGUGAAUCUAGAGCUUGCAACAGUUUUCCGUCCCAGUGGACAGUUAUCAUGUCCGGGACCUUGUUUUGAAAAUAAAUUUUUAUAGCUUCAUUUCCGUAUGAACUCUAUGGAUGGAGGACUUGCUUAUAGGGAAUUCAUCCGUAUUGUGCCCCACAGCCUCAAUAGUAGCUUCAAUUAUAAAGACAGAAUCCCUCACACUUAACUGACACCUGUGUAAUGCGGCAACUAACUUGGGAGUUAUGAUAUUUUUCCGCAUAGAAGUUUUAUCGCGCUGAGAGGAGGCUUCUCUUGCGCUGGGCCUAUUUUCUUCUAAUUCUAUUAUUUCACAAUCAGAAGAGGACUUUUCUAGUGGUGGUUCGCAAGAUGAUGUUGAUGGGGCUAAGGAUGAAAAAUUUUUAGCACGUCGCUUUUCCUCCUCGAUGAUUCGAAGGCGCGUCCUUUCCUCUUUGUUUGUUAGUUUUUUGUCCACUCCGGCUAAGUGACCGGGCGGACCUGGUUCUCUUUGGCGCUGCAAGAAGAUCUUAUCUUCAUUUAUUGUAAUCGAUUGAAGAGCAUCGGCAUGUGCAAUGUCAAACAAAUUCUUUAAGUUUGAAAAAAACUCCUUUCGACGCUGUUCAAACACUUCUUGAGUUUUUUUCGCAUUUUUUUGCAAUUCACUCCAAACUUGGUAUAAGUUAACUAGUUUCUUUACACAUUUAUAUAUUGAUCUGGUCGGUAUACGUGCCUUUUCCCAAUAAAUAACACACUCACGAAUUGUGAGAUUUGCACUUUCAUUGACACUUAAGUUCACUUCACGAAUAUUAAAGAACAAAACUGCCAGUACUGGCCCGUUAGAGGGAAGUUUAGAACCGGUGAUUUGAUGUUUUACGUCCCCUAUUAGAAAUAUUUCCUUUUUGGAAC
Molecule: messenger RNA, 7538 nt
Organism: Anastrepha ludens (Mexican fruit fly)
Lineage: Eukaryota; Metazoa; Arthropoda; Insecta; Diptera; Tephritidae
Exons: 3
Coding region: 116-1000 (294 amino acids)
Source: RefSeq, a predicted model, not a curated record